Boeremia exigua is the source of this 562-nucleotide messenger RNA. RefSeq lists its product as uncharacterized. Bases 130 to 438 code for a protein of 102 amino acids. The transcript is spliced from 2 exons. The record is from RefSeq and is a predicted model, not a curated record. NCBI's taxonomy places the organism in Eukaryota, Fungi, Ascomycota, Dothideomycetes, Pleosporales, Didymellaceae.
UGUGAAGCUCGAUGACGCAAAUGGGAGCAAACGAUAUAUGUUCCGGCGACAAACUGAUCUUACUGAGAGCCCAACGUUCAUAUCCAUUCGAAUUUCGAAUUUCUCAUAAUCUACACCAGUAGUACGAACAUGCUCUCCCGCACGCUUGCCGUCGCGUUUCUUCUGUUUAACGUAGCGAAUGCAUUGAGCAUUGGUGAACGAUCAUAUGUUCUUGUCCCUCGUGCUUACAGGAAACGUCAAAAACGCACGACAGCUUUCAUCAUCGCUUUCAGCCUCCUUGCCGCUGCUGUAGUGGCUUCCAUGGUCUUCUGGUUAGUCCGGCGAUACAGGAAAGGGGAUAUGGCGAGAAGCAGUUCGCCGGGUUCAAAAAGGCCUGUAGUCGCACAGGAAGGACCUAACAAUCGUUGGUUUGGACAAGCGGGGCUGAGUGGGAAAUGAGUAAAAAAGGCCUGUGGAGGGGAGCUACGCAGUACCAGUUCAACAAUACCCUUCAAGCGAUAUAUGUUUAAUAAAAAAAAUGACAAACUCCAGGCUUUGGCCUAAGAAAUUGAUUCAAGACGAC